Molecule: messenger RNA, 2667 nt
Organism: Myotis lucifugus (little brown bat)
Lineage: Eukaryota; Metazoa; Chordata; Mammalia; Chiroptera; Vespertilionidae
Gene: ZC3H3
Product: zinc finger CCCH-type containing 3
Exons: 1
Coding region: 7-2601 (864 amino acids)
Cellular component (GO): nucleus
Molecular function (GO): metal ion binding
Source: RefSeq, a predicted model, not a curated record
CAGGAGAUGGAGGAAAAGGAGCUGUUACAGCUGCAGAUCCGCCUCCUGCAGGGUCUGAUUGAUGACUACAAGAACCUCCAUGGCAACACCCCUGCCCCAGGCCCCUCAGCCUCUUGCCGCUGGCAGCCGCCCGUCUACAACAGCAGCAGGGCCUUUGGGGCCCCCUACCCUCGUCCCAGCCGGAAGGGCUUCUCCAUGAGCCAUGGGCCUGCGUGGCGGAAGAAAUACUCCCUCCUGAAUCGACCCCCAGGACCCUUGGACCCACCCGGGGACUGUGCUGCGCACCCCACCCUCGGGGCUGGAGGCAGCCAGGACCCCCACCCCCAGCAGUAUGUCCUGGAGAGGCAGGUCCAGCUCAGUGCUGACCAGAGCAUGGUCAUCACGAUCAAACCCCCGUCCCAGCCCAGCAGGGCUGGUGCUGCAGGGGUCCCCCGAGGCUCCUCGAAAGAAUAUGAGGACCCUCCUUGGAGCGACCUCAGGCCUCUGGGAGGGGAGGGCGAGCCCCCUGGCGGGCAGCACCCGCCCUCAAAGCCAGGAAGGGCCCAGGGGGCCGACAGCACAGAGGACUGCCAGCUGGUCUGCCAGAAGGAGGCCGGCAAGCCCCGGGUGGUGAAGUCUGUGAGCAGCUUGAGCGACAGCCUCUCGGAGUCCCGGCGGACGGUCAGUGAGAGCGCCAUUUCCGUGGCCCUGACCCUGAAGGUGAGCGCGCACCCUGUGGCCGGCUGUGCUGCACAGCUCCUUGGGGACAGGAGAGCCGAUAGAGCAGCUGCGGAGAAUGUGUGUACAGCGGAGCGAGACGAGAAGCUGCCGCCCAGAGCCGAGCCAGAGACCAAACCCAAGAAGCCGGCCGUGUGCCCCGCGGGGGCUCUCCGCAGCCAGUACCAGUGGAAGGCCUCCAGCCCCUCGGCCUCCUCCUGCUCCUCCUUCCGCUGGCAGUCGGAGGCUGGCAGCAAGGACCAUGCCUUCCAGCUCUCUCCAGUCCCUUCUAUGUCCUCCCCGGGGGACAAGCCAGCAGUGGGACCCAGUGGCUUGAAGCCCCUCUUCAGUGAGACCCCAGGGCUCUGGGCUUACAAAGUGAAGAGCCCCACCAAGAUCGUCAAGAGGCGGGGGAGUGCCAACCUUCCUGGGGACAAGAAGAGCAGCCCCCCACCAACUGCCACCGCGAAGAGCCAGUUCAGCCUGCGCAGGAGGCAGGCCCUGCGGGGGAGGAGCGGCCCUGUCCAGAAGAAGACCGUCCCCAAGGGCCUGAUGCAGGUCACCCGGCACCGGCUGUGCUGCCUGCCUCCUGGCCGCGCCCAUCUCCCCAUCAAGGAAGCCUCCAACCUCAAUGCCUUGCAGGCCCCCGCCACCAGCAAAGUGAUCAAGACCCGGUACCCCAUCGUCAAGAAGACCCCGGAGUGGCCUUUCAGCGCAUCCCCCUUCCCCCUGUCCCUGCCUUCCUGGCGGGCUCGGCGGAUCUCCCUGUCCAGGUCCCUGGUGCUAAAUCGCCUGCGCCCUGCCCUUGGGAGAGUCCAGCUCGGCUCCCCCCGCUGGCGGGACAGAGGUUACCGCUGUAUCGGAGGGGUGCUCUACCAGGUGACAGCCAACAAGCUCGCCAAGACUCCUGGCCGGCCCAGUGCUGAGGGGGCCUGCAGGCCCCUCCUGCGUACAGGCCGGCUGGACCCUCCUGGCAGCUGCAGCCGCUCCCUGGCCAGCCGGGCCGUGCAGCGCAGCCUGGCCGUCGUUUGGCAGGCCCGGCAGGGGCAGGAGUACUGCAUGUACUACAACCGCUUCGGCAGGUGCAACCGCGGCGAGCGCUGCCCCUACAUCCACGACCCUGAGAACCCUGAGAAGGUGGCCGUGUGCACCAGGUUUCUCCGGGGCACCUGCAAGAAGAUGGACAGGACCUGCCCCUUCUCCCACCAGGUCUCCAAGGAGAAGAUGCCCGUGUGCUCCUACUUCCUGAAGGGGAUCUGCAGCAACAGCGACUGCCCCUACAGCCACGUGUACGUGUCUCGGAAGGCGGAGGUCUGCACCGACUUCCUCAAAGGCUACUGCCCGCUGGGCACCAAGUGCAAGAAGAAGCACACCCUGCUGUGCCCCGACUUCUCCCACAGGGGCUCCUGCCCCCGGGGCGCCCAGUGCCAGCUGCUCCACCGCAACCAGAAGCGCCCGGGCCGCCAGGCAUCUGCACCCCCAGCCCCGGAGCCCAGCAGCGCGCCUCCCAGGAGCAGGGCCUCCACUGGCCAUGGGCCCAGGAAGCCCUCGGCCUCCCAGCGCCCUGCGAGGCAGACGCCCAGCUCCCCCACCUCGGAGGCUGCUGGCCAGGCCUUCCCUCUCUCCUCAGCUGCAGCCUGUCCCCUGCCAUCGAAGACUCCCUUCUCCCCCUCCCCCUCUUCUCCUACCCUCUCCUCCCCCUCCCCCUCCUUAGACCAGGAGGAGCCGAUGCUCCAGGAGGAGGCUGCCUCUGCAGGGAAGGGCUCCAGAGGCCUCUCCAAGCUGCCUUCCUUCAUCUCCCUGCAGUCCACGCCCAGCCCAGGCGGCCAGCCCAGGGCCCCGACCACCAGGAGCGCCCCCGCCAAGGACUCAGGGAAACCUCUGCACAUCAAACCCCGGCUGUGAGGGCCCAGGGUGCCAGCCCACGCCUACCUCAUCCCUCAGCGCUGGACAGGAAGGAGGCCACACCAC